Molecule: messenger RNA, 3105 nt
Organism: Alternaria rosae
Lineage: Eukaryota; Fungi; Ascomycota; Dothideomycetes; Pleosporales; Pleosporaceae
Exons: 1
Coding region: 1-2868 (955 amino acids)
Source: RefSeq, a predicted model, not a curated record
AUGUAUCCAUCUGUUGUUUCGCGCAUUUCGCCAAUCUCUCCGAGGUCACACAAGGGUCAACCCGCAAACGCAUUCGAUCUACAGUCUGGAUUUCCAACGCUUCACACUCGUCAGCCUGAUUCGAUAACAGAUACUCAUCUACGAACAGGUCAUGCACAUCAAGUAUCAGGAACCGGCUCCGGCGCUGUGCUUGGUCUACCCAGUACAAUCGAUCCUUGCCUUCUCGGCGAGUUUGACUUGACGCAAUUUAAUCUCAACGAGGAUUGCAACGACGAUAUGUCCGGUUUAGACGCGUUCGACUGGACAACCACUAAUGGUCUCGACGUGCCCAUGGAUGAGGAGCCUUUGAACGGGAUCAACGCAAAUGCAUUCCAAUUCGGUGACUCCUCUCAGGAAAACCAAACUGGUCAAGGAUUCGUGUUUGCGAUGGUGCAAGAUAAACCCGGUGAUCAGUCAUAUCAGUUGGUCAACCAGAAUGAGGUUGGACAAGUGUCGACUGAUUUGGUUCCUGUAGAGCCGCAUGGCAACCAACCUAUUGAUCAUACCUAUGACUUCUCUCAAGAUCUCGGUCUCUGGGAUGCUAACUUCCAGAUGCCAUCUCAGUUCUUGGACACCACUCCCGGCUUCUCAGUGAUUCCAGGUGGCAACGCGUUCAUGCCGGACAUGUCGCAGUACCCUGUUGCUGCCCAGCCUUCACAGACGUAUCCUGACCCAUUCACUUCGAUGUACCCAGUCCAGCCGUACUACCAACCAACACAGCAGCCGUAUCCGCAACAAUACAACAGACAUGUGGCGAUGCCUACCGAGCAGCAUACUGGAUCACACCAACUGAACAGAACCUUUCCUUCAAGCUCUCGCCAAUCCAGUCGCCCUGCUCCCCAAUCACCCAAACGUAAACCUACUCGAUCUGAUCCCGGAUUUGAUGACAACGCUUAUGUCGCCAAGCAACCUCCCAGGCAGCUUACACAUCGAACCCGGUCAUCAGUAGAUACCCGUCACGGUUCUAACGUUUCCUGCGCAAGCUCGGUCAGCAAGCCUGUCAGGGUAGCUGUCGUCAAAGCUGGGGAGAAGCCAAAGAAAUGCGACGACAAGCCCUGGGUUCGUGUAAACAACACAACCAGGGGCGAAACCACACGCACCGCUCGAAUCAAUCAACACACAGAAGAAGGUCGUAAGUACAAAACCAAACCUCUUCCUCACGGCAACUGGUCAUCAUCGGGGUUCAGGUUCGAGUACAGUCAAAACAACGGCAUGCACGAGUUCAAGAAGCGUACCAUGACUGCCCGCGAGAUUCAUGAGUACAUUACACAGUAUCCCGGCGACAAUUUGCGCAUCUGGAUUCAGCCCGUAGCCUCAGACUCUGCGCGCCGCUAUGCUUCUGCAUCUCACAGUCACUGUCGCUUCGAAGCAUGCCCAAUGCGUGUGUACACCGGCAAAGGCACAGCUGAAGUCGGCAACUACCGCGUCGCGUUCGACGAAAAGCACCGAACCUACGGCACUGGUGUAGUCGAUCCGUACGACUGUGUGGGCUUCGCUCAUCUAUACUGUAUGGAGCGCUUCCUAGACUUUGCCCACAUCUGCCAGGUCGCUAACGUCAAGGUUGAUCAGCGUGUAGGCAUGGAAAAAGAGCCGAAAGGUCAUUUCGCAUCCGCAUUUGGUUCGAAACAUCAUUAUGAAGCGGCUUUGGCUAGCAAGUUCAUCGAAGCUACUAGUAAAGGGCGGUUAGCUGACACUCACGAGUUCUCGGACUACCCUGUCCAUGAACACUACAAGGGCGGUCAUCCUAAGCCUCACGAACGUACGCUCAUCUAUGCGCUCUACGGCAUGAACAUGAAACAUCGUGCGAAAUCCCAAAUGAAACAGUUCAUCCUCCAGCGGAAAAUUCGCCCCGGUUCUUUCCCUGUCCACCGCGGUGACAUGGAAGUCAAGCUCGUGGACAAGAAAAUUGAGAAAAUGGAUGUCUUUGCAGACUUCAAACGAGAGGGAUCAAAGAAGGAAUUCGACUACUCGGCCUACUACGAUAUUCUUAAUCCGGAAAUCAACCAGCGCAUUGCGGAAAUGGAGAAGAAGCGAGAUGAAUUCAUCAAAGAAGACGAGGCAGGUAUUGGUGGUAAGCGCAAAACACCGCGCCGGACCAUUACUUUCGCAGAUUCAAAUGAUGAGCGACGGACUCCUUCGCGGAAGCGUUCGCGUUCUAAGAAGCGUCAAGCAUCCGAAAUCGACUCAUCCGAGGACGAGCGCCCGACACUCAAACGCACGUCUACGGCACGAUCUACAGGACGCAUAACCACCAUCGACGACUCCGACGACUCUGACGAAUUCGAGAAAAUGAUCAACGGCACCAAACCCCGUCAGGAUUCCCGCGCAGGUCUCCGCAAGAAACAACGUAUCAACUAUUCCGAACCCGCCGACCUCCCUGCCCAAUCUGUCGUCCCUCCUCCCACCGACGCGUUCAUGUCUAAUUACGCCCCCGCAAUCCCGUUCGACGACCGCAAACAAAGCCUAAGCGCUUUCUUUCCCGCGAACAACGAUCCUUCUUGGUCGAAUAUAGAUCUCGACGCCUUUCCUAUCAAUGGCAUGGAUGAUGUAUAUAUGGAUGAGGCGGCUGUUGAUGCGCUGAUCGAUGCAGGUGCGAAGUAUCGGCGGCAGUCUUCUACGUUUGACAAUGGGCCGUGGUUAUCUGGAUCCAGGACUGCGAGCUUCAAUUCACAACCUGUGUCUGGAAGUAAAGAUUUUAGGUGUGAGGACCCGCCUAGUCGUGUUUCGGAGAGGGGAGUUUUAGAGGUCGGCGAGGGCGAGCAACAGGUGACGAGAAGGAGUCAAAGGUUGGCUAGUAAGGGUACGCCGGCUUCUUCUGUUGCUGGGUAGUUUCGGUAGCUAAGCAUGUUCGGGUCGGUAUUAAGCAGGGUUAUCUCUGAUCCGAGCAGGACUUGAUAUUAGUUACCAAACUAACACCUCGUUCAUAAAGACCGUAUACAGAUGAUACAUAUAUACAACGCUUAGCUCAGGCCUACCAAAGUUCAUCUCCAUCAUGUUGCUGUUUCCGCAUAUCCUGACAGUAUAAUGCUGGAUCUUCAUCAUGUCCCAGUCCCUGUCUUCAUCCAG